This is a messenger RNA of Vigna umbellata (rice bean), 1697 nucleotides long. The record is from RefSeq and is a predicted model, not a curated record. NCBI's taxonomy places the organism in Eukaryota, Viridiplantae, Streptophyta, Magnoliopsida, Fabales, Fabaceae.
ACUAAUAUUCAGAAAUAAGAUCAGAUGUGGAAAGAGUGUAAUGUGUUGUUGGCUUAGUCGGACAAUGGUGGUGCGAUUAAAUUUUUGAAGCCCCACCCACUUUUCUCCGGUGUUUAAUGGUUUCGGGUUGAAGAUCCCGAUCCCGAUCCCGUAUGUUCUCCAUUUCCAAGCAACACAACACAACACAAAGCAACACUUCCCUUUCUCUCUUUCUCUCGCAGAUCCCCAAAAAAACCCACACUCACCAUUCAAUCCAUCACAUUAGCGCAACGGAAUCGUCACAAGACUUCAAUUGAAAUCGCAAUCGUAAUGUGAUGGAUUCCCCACCUUCCCAGCAAUCGUGGGGAAGGUCACCCACCUCCCUCUCUUCAUCUGCUUCUCUUUCCAAAUCAAAUUCCGAUUCCAUUCAAAGCCUCUCAUCCAUCCUCAAUAACCCUCACGCCUCUGAUGCCGCAUCCUGGGGCGCCUGGUGGUCCUCCGCCACCGCAGUCGCCCCGCCCGAGUUCGCUCCCAUCGCUGUUGCCAAGGCUGCCUCCGAGGUUUCCCGAUCGGACUUCCACAACUACGUCGUCCCUAUCGCCGAAGCCUACCAUCGCUUCGAGGACAUCCGUAACCACACCUCCAAGGAACAGAUCAACGACCUCGCCAAUGCCGCCGCCGCCUCCGGCCAGGGUGAGGCGCUCGUCGCCUGCCUCCGCGAGGUCCCCUCGCUCUACUUCAAGGAGGACUUCCGCCUCGAAGACGGAGCUACUUUCCGCGCCGCCUGCCCCUUCGCCAACGUUGCCGAGAACCUUGCGCUGCAGGAGAAGCUCUCGCACUACCUCGAUGUUGUGGAGCUCCAUCUCGUGAAGGAGAUCUCGCUCCGCUCGUCUUCGUUCUUCGAGGCGCAGGGGCAGCUGCAGGACCUCGAUGCUAAGAUCCUCCACGGUUGCACGCAAAUUCGCCAUCUCAAGGACACCAUUCGCCUUCUCGACGCCGAUUUGGUCCACGACGCGCGCCAGAUUCAGGAGCUCAAUGGCACCAGGACCAAUCUCUUGGCGCUCCUGCAGAAACUCCGGCUAAUAUUCUACGUCAACCAGGCCCUCUCAGCUCUCAAAUUGCUUGUUGCAUCUGCAGAUUGUGCUGGAGCGCUAGAUGUGACUGAUGAUUUGCAACAUUUACUGGAUGGAGAUGAGCUCAGUGGUCUACAUUGCUUUAGGCAUCUUAGAGAUCAUGUAAUAGGCUUUAUAGAAUCCAUAAACAGGUACACCUUUUAUGAUGUACUACUAAUUGCAUCUGAAAAUUCAGUAAGCAGUGCUUUCUAAUUUCUUGAUUUUAUGGAGCUGAGUAAUAAUUAGAAGAUAAUAGGGUUGAGCUAAUUGCUUAGAUGGGUUGAAACAAUAUUUACCUAUUGAGUCAUAAGAUUUAGACACAAUAAAAAAUGUCUUGAAAUACGUAGAGUUAAUGUGUAAUUGUUGUAUUCAUACACAUAAGUCUGAUAGUAAUAAUUUUAAACCAGGGAUUGAUCACAAAACAUUCUAAUCAUAAUUUUAUGGAACAAAAUUGCAAAGACAUAAAUUGAAUAUUACUAUCCAGUAGCAACUUAACCUAGUUCUAGUUCAAUCUCCAAAGUUUGUACCUUUGUUCUGUCUCCUUAUUCUAUCCAUCUUCACAUUCAAUGGCAAAGGACAUAUAGGAAGAAAUAAAUAAAUAAAAUA